Molecule: messenger RNA, 1354 nt
Organism: Darwinula stevensoni
Lineage: Eukaryota; Metazoa; Arthropoda; Ostracoda; Podocopida; Darwinulidae
Source: the annotation of a GenBank genome assembly
AUGGAGGAAAGUGUAAAUUGCUUGAACCUUUCCCUGGACAAGAACUUGGCCUGGGAAGAGCACAUUAGUGCCCUUGUGGCCAAAGCUGAUGUCCGAGGGUUUAUGCUCAUCCCAGCAGCUAUAUCAGGCCUCAGUGGUGGAAUGGUGGCUUUCCUCAUGGCCAUAUUCAGUUACAUUGGAGACACAACACCUCUGGAGACUCGAUCAGCUCAUGUUGCCUUAACCGAUGCGUCUUGGUAUAUGGGUGCUCCAUUAGGCAUGUUGGCCAGUGGAUAUAUCUAUAAGCGUUGGGGAUCAGUUGCAAUAUUUGGAACUGGAGCAACAGUAAUUUUCUUGGCCCUGAUCUAUGUAACAAUAUACAUAAAGGAACCCCACAAUGCCGAGAGGAAAACCUUCAAGGCAUCUUGCACAAGACUCUGUCAAGGACAUCAUGCUAGGGACUGCCUGAAAACUGUUCUCAGGAGAAGAGAUGGUUAUCAGAGAACCGAGAUUCUAUGCCUCUUGGUUACUAUGUGCCUUUGGCUCAUCCCUUUUUCAGGCACUAAUGGUAUUGAUUACCUGUAUACAAAGAUGAAGUUUGGCUGGGAUGAACCAACAUAUACUAUCUUUGGUGCUGUCUCCAUUGCCUUUGCAGUUGCAGGGACUGUGAUAUUUGUGCCCAUCCUGAGUUACAAGCUGGAAAUGCCUGACUACCUUCUUGGCAUUCUAGCAUCCAUGUCUUACUGUGCAGAUAUGCUAGUACUUGGAUUUGCUGUUUCUUCAUGGCACAUGUACUAUGUGAAGAUCUAUUCAGUCUUAGCCUCCUGUGAAGCUGCUAUCCCUUUGUUUGCCAGUGCCAUCUACACUCAGCUCUACUCUGCCACUGUUGCCACAAUUCCUGGUGCCUCCUAUUUCUUGUGUGCUGCUAUCACCAUCCUCCCACUUAUCAUGUUCCUAGUGCUUUGGGGACUUGAUCAAAAAGAUGGAGGUUUCCACUUUGCUCCACUGGACUCUGUCAACACUUUGGGCGAGGACACCAUCCACUCGGCUACUGGAUCCGGUGUAGAUGCUUGAUCCAUUCAUUGCAUAUGUUGCCUGACAUAAUUGCAUCAUUUCUGGCAUCUAUCAGAGGUUGUCUCUUGUUUAUCUCAUACCAUUCUGUCUUUAUUUUAUUGUUUUCAGUAUUUGACGACAUGGUAAUGAUGACUGGUAUUGUAUGAUGAAUUUGUGAAGUUAAUAAUUCUCAUAAAGGUGGCAGAACCAAGAAAACGUAUUAUUUCCUACGAGUAAGACACUUUAAUAUCUCAAGCUGAGGUUCCUCUUCAGUACAAAGACAGCAUAUAGACUUGUUUCUAUCAUUAUAUUCAAAAGAAGG